Messenger RNA from Volvox carteri f. nagariensis, 2481 nucleotides. It is a transcript of the gene dnj49, whose product is annotated as molecular chaperone. Lineage: Eukaryota; Viridiplantae; Chlorophyta; Chlorophyceae; Chlamydomonadales; Volvocaceae. The transcript has 10 exons. Bases 1 to 2481 code for a protein of 826 amino acids. The record is from RefSeq and is a predicted model, not a curated record.
AUGCGGACUGCUGCUGCUUGCGGCGAGGUGCUUGGCGUGCCCCGGGAUGCGACCUCGGCGGCCAUCAAGGCGGCGUUUCGACAGAGAGCCAAGGAGCUGCAUCCCGACGUGCUCGCUGCUCGCGCCAAGGCCCGUCGCCAGCACCCGUACGACACUUACGACAAGCUCCAGCAAAUUCAGUCGUACGAAAGUACGGCGGAGCAGUCGGCGGCGGCUUUUCUUCGUAUAGUUGCCGCGUAUGAAACGCUUAGCAAUCCCGUAAGCCGACGGUCGUACGACAUGCAGCUGGCCGCUACUGCCGCGGUGUCAUCUGGGUCGGGAACUCAGCCUGCCCAGCGACAGCAGCGGCAGCAGCGGCAGCAGCGGCAAGCGGCGACCAAUGACUGGACGAACACUGAAUCCAGAUCCGAUGGAUCCAGAUCUGAGCCUGGAUCAGGCAGCGGUGAUCUUCGGUUCGUGGAUUUCAGGUCUUGGAGAUACGGUGUGGGCGAGUGGAUGAUGAGGAGGACGAGGCGAGAGCCCGUUGCGGACUUGACUUGCAACCCGGAGAGCUCCCUCGCUGCUUCGAGGCGGAUCUACGUCGCCACCCUGGAGCCUCUGACCAGAUCAUGCAGCUGGUUUCGGGGCGCACUCUGUUGGGUGUGGUGCGAGUGCAGGAUACACGGCGACGGCGACGGCCGUGGCGGCGGCGGCAUCAACCCACUAGACGUGCUUGACCCAGCCGCCAUUCGCGGCCUGCCCGAUGAAGCUGUCAUACAGUUGGCAGCCGCUAGCAUCGCACGCAGCGACGCCGACGCCGCUGGCGGCUACGGCCAUUUGGUACCCGGCUACAGCCGCCUCCGAGGGCUCCUAGAGCUCCAGGGGUUCUACCCUGAUCCCGCUGUACUGCAGCGUCGCAGCAUGCAGAUCUCUUUGGUGACGGCGGCGGAGGCGGCGCAGGCGCGCGACGGUACGGCAGCCUUGGGAGGCCGGCAGAUGAUGAGGCGCUGGCGGCGGAAGAAUGCGAAUGCUGCGGGGAGAAGCGGGGACAAGGGUUCCGCCGCCGGCACGUUUGAUAUGGUGACGGGUUUGGAAAAGGAAGAGACGGCGGAGGAGAAGGCGGAGGAGGAGCAGGAGGCAACGACGGCAGGGAAUAAGCCGCCGCAAAUACUAGCGGCCAAGGAAAUGUCAGGAGAAACUUCUAGACGGAAGGAUGGUUGGGAGGAGGACGUGGAGGGAUUGCUGGCCGAGGUGACGCCACCGCCGCAGCUCCAGCGUACGGUGUCCGUGCACUGGCAACUUAUGGUAAGGCAAUGCUUGCCUCCUACUACCGGACUAAUUGUUUCUGGCCUCACUUUUUCGGCACGCCAGGCGCUUACGGAGGCCGCUCGUGCGGGGGAAGCUGCGGCCGCAGCGGGCAGCACUGAUGCCGCUGCGGCGGCAGCAGCAGCAGCAGCAGCAGCAGCGCGCAAGAAGCCAGGUCGCCCUUCACAGCCCUUUAACAGCCCUCGCAAAUGGCUAUUCGGCCCAGACAUCCCAGAUACGUAUGCUAACGGCGAGGGUGGUGAUGGCAGCAGCAGCAGCGGCGGCGGCGGCGGUGAGGGCGCAACCGUAGUGCUGGAGAUGCGGCUCGGCCAAGACCUGGCGGCGUUUGCCGUACAUCAGCUUCCUCCGCUGCCGCCAUCACCGACGGCCAUGGCUGCCGAAGAGGACUCCAUGGGUGCAGUUAACGGACGCCAACCGUCAACGGUAACCACCGGCCGAGCAGACACCCGCAAGGUGGCGAUGCACCGUCAGCACCGGCAGCAGCAGGAGGGUCGUCGUCGUCGGCAAGAUGAUUCCGGAGCUAUUUGCGGGCAAGAUGAACUUGGCAGUGACGGCGGCGGCGGCGGCGACGACGGCACGGCCGGCAUUAGAUCUUCCCCCCCUUCAGAGGAUCCCGACGGGGGCCUUAUGGUGCCGCUGUUUGGGCCCGUAUUAGAGGGCCGAGUCAAAGUGUACGUCAACGGGCAACUCAAUGCGGGCGUCGAGGGUUGCCAUGUGUACGACACGGAGGGUAGGCGAGUGGCGCUUAUCGUGCGCGGCAGCUUCCCAGGUCUGCGCACCAUGCACUUCUUCGCCAUCCACAAUCCCUCCGACGGCGUUCAGAGAUUGAGGCUGCUGUGUCGCUGUGUGAGAGCUCGUUUGCUGCCCAGCAUCACCUGGCUAUUUCCACCCCGGGAAGACACGCAUGAUGUGGGCGGCUGGUACUUCGAGUGGGCUGGCUACGGUCGAAGGGGUCAGGAAGGCUGGCUGGACCCCGCUGUAUUCGUGUUGGUGGCGGCAGUUGUGGCUCAGGAGCAGGAGCGCAUCGCAGUGGCGCAACGACGAGCGGUUUCGGGGCUGCUACGCGAUUGGCGGCAAACGGUUUCACGGGCGGUGGCGGGAUGCUUGGCUGGCGACUGGACUCCAUGUGCUGUCGUCUGCGUUCGUUGCGGACUGUGGACCGUGGAGACUGCUUGA